Spirometra erinaceieuropaei is the source of this 618-nucleotide messenger RNA. The record is from the annotation of a GenBank genome assembly. NCBI's taxonomy places the organism in Eukaryota, Metazoa, Platyhelminthes, Cestoda, Diphyllobothriidea, Diphyllobothriidae.
AUGUACAGCCGCGAAGUCCGUCUUCCGCUGGACACUUCCUGUCCCAUAUCACUUCCGUCCCCCGAGCCUCCCCACGAGUUUGUGCGAAAACUUAGAGCUAACCUAUACCGUACACACGAGCUUGCUCGCACCUAUCUCUCCACGGCCCGUCAGCGACAAACAGAGUACUAUGAUCGUCGUGCGCACGGUGCACUUUACCAACCUGGCGACAAAGUAUUCUGGUUUCAGGAUAGGUUGCCUCCUGGGUCAGUCGACAAGUCCUCCACGCCUUGGAUAGGGCCUUUCGUUGUUGUGGAAGUUUCUUCAGAAGUCCUUUGUACCUUCAGGGCCUCUGAUGAUCCAGAGGGUCCCACCUUUGCGGCUCACUUCAACAAGCUCAAACCAUACCCCUUAGAUGGUAACUCUUGCGGCCCUGUCUCUUCGGAGUUACCUUCAUUCCUCUCUGCCGAGCUGCCGCACCCUCCCAUGGAUCCCUCUUCAAUCGUCUCCGUCCCCUCUUCUCCUCUCGCUCCGGCAGUCCCUACGUCUCCCCUCUCCUCAGUCCUCUGCCCCCGUUGGUUUCUCGUACUGUGGAAUUACCCCCCGAAGGUGGUUUCGAAAUCCCACUCGACGGCCUAA